Messenger RNA from Ipomoea nil (Japanese morning glory), 808 nucleotides. RefSeq names its product somatic embryogenesis receptor kinase 2-like. The record is from RefSeq and is a predicted model, not a curated record. Gene Ontology annotation, molecular function: protein binding. Bases 43 to 642 code for a protein of 199 amino acids. Lineage: Eukaryota; Viridiplantae; Streptophyta; Magnoliopsida; Solanales; Convolvulaceae. The transcript has 7 exons.
UGGUUGUAGAAGACCAUUAAUUAUUUGUAUCAGUAUUGGAGGAUGAUGGGGAGGUUUGGAGGCCUUGUCUUUGUGCUCCUUUGCUUAACUGCUAUAACUGCAACAUCCAACACUGAAGGGGACAUUCUUAAUGCAUGGAAAGCUGUGCUGAAAGACCCCAAUGGAGUGCUCAAGACCUGGGAUCCGACACUGGUCAAUCCUUGUACAUAUUUUCAUGUCACUUGCAAUCUCGAAAAUAGUGUGACUAGACUGGAUCUUGAGAGUGCUGGACUAUCAGGACCUCUUAUACCUCAGCUGGGAGACCUAUCCAAUCUCCAAUACUUGGAAGUAUACAACAAUAGCAUCAGCGGAGCGAUUCCAGUGGAAUUCGGAAAGUUAAAUAAGCUUCUGAGUUUGGAUUUGUAUAUGAACAAACUCUCGGGUCCAAUUCCAUCAAGUCUUGGCAACUUAACAUCUUUGCGUUUUUUGAGAUUGAAUAAUAACAAGUUGUCCGGAAUAAUACCCAUCGAAGUGUUGGGUCUUAUAUCUUAUGGCAGUCUGCAGAUAAUGAAUGUUGCAGACAAUCAUUUGGCAGGGUCAGUCCACAAAAAUAAGUCAGGAAUUGUAACGACGACAAUAAUCCAAGACGCAAAAGUAUAUUAGGUGGUGAAAUGUGGUCAUGAAAAUCGCUAUCGUCAUCCUUGUUAUGUUAUGUUAUAUAAUUGUGACGGACCACCAAGUAAUUUGAAUAAACAGUUUCAACAAUGUAUUUUGGUGAUUUCAUUUUGUAUCAAAUAAUACUCCAUAAUCAAAGUAUUUUGUUUUGUUU